Molecule: messenger RNA, 540 nt
Organism: Phragmites australis (common reed)
Lineage: Eukaryota; Viridiplantae; Streptophyta; Magnoliopsida; Poales; Poaceae
Exons: 1
Coding region: 1-540 (179 amino acids)
Source: RefSeq, a predicted model, not a curated record
AUGGCGUCGAGCCCUACCUCUGGUUCCUCCUCUUCGAACCCCUCCAAUCCAUUUGCGCCAUUUCUACUAGCCUCCUCCAUCCCUAUGAUCAACAUUCACUCUCAUGUGCCGCUCACCCUCGACAUGGUUGAAUCCAAUUUCUCCGCCUGGCGCACCUUCUUCGACCUCGCGCUCAACAAGUUCGGGCUCACCAGCCACAUAAACGACACGCUCGAUGCCCAACUGAUGCGCCAAGACCCCGAGCAGCUCCAGGCCGACUCCUACAUCGUCUCCUGGUUGUACUCCACGAUCUCUAGGGAGAUCCUCACCAUGGUGAUUCAGCCGAACGAGAUGGCAUAUGGCGCAUGGACGAAGAUCACCGGUCUCUUCCUCGACAACUGCAUGCAGCAUGCUGUCUACGCGCAGCAAGAGUUUCACAGUCUCUAUCAAGGUGACCUGACAAUCAACAAGUACUACAGCUGGCUCAAGCAACUCACGGACACGCUGCGUGACAUCGGUUCGCCGGUCACCGACCAGGCCCUGGUGAUCAACACUCUCUGA